CAGCGUCGCGGCUCCCUCAUCGCAAUCGACGUGCAAGCAACACCCAAUCACUCUAUAGGCUUCGUGAUCAUACCCAGGAGACUCGCUGUAGCGAUGGGUGGGAAGCGGAAGCAACUACCUGGCGGUGCCGAUGGCGGCCGCACUUCGUACAAGCGAAGCAAAGUAGGCCACACACCCAUCGUCGGGUGAACGUCGUCUCAACCCAGCCGCGAGACAGCAUGCUACCACUCGGAGACGAUCAUUGGCUGACGAAGUAUAAUGUCCAGGGCGGCAAUUCGGGCAGGUGGAAAACGCCGCAUCAGAACGCCAAGAUGGCCGAAAAGGUUGACGGGGGCGUCGCGCUGGAUGUGGGAGAUGAGGGCAUCUGGGUCACGUUCGCCCGGGGCAUGAGGGCCAAGGCAAUGCGGGAGUUCAAGCAGCUUUGUGAAGAGUACGGCGAGACGCUGUACGACAUAAAGCCGCAGAGCGCGGCAGAAGUGGACGAGGAGGAGGACGCUGAGGAGGACAUCGAGGCAUCCAUCAAGAGAGAGCUCGACGCAAUCAAGGGCGAUGACAGCAAAAAGCCCAAGGUGCGACAAAUCUUCUCGCCCGUGUCGUCGGGUAUUGAGUGCCUCUUCUUCAUGAAGACGAUGGCGCCGAUAAAGCCAGGCGAGUUCGUGCUCAAGAUCUGCCGGGAUGCCAGAGACUGUCCAGACCCAAGGCAACGAAAGGUCAAAUACAUCAACCGUCUCACGCCCGUGUUCAACACAGAUAAGGCGACAGAAAAGGGCAUCAUCAGGGUAGCAAGGUCGGUCUUGUCGCCGUUCUUCACCCUCAUUCCAGAGGAAGGGGUGGAAGCAGCGGAAGCGCCCCAAGCUGUGAGCAAUGGGCAGGCUUGCACGUACGCUAUUCGGCAUAACGUUCGAAAUCAUGUCACGUUCAAGUCAGACGAGGUCAUCAAGAGCAUCGCGGGCCUUGUCGAUGUGCGGCACAAAGUCAAUCUUGGGAACCCGGACAAGGUCAUCUUGGUAGAGAUUUUCCAGCUCUUCUGCGGUAUAUCGGUCGUGGACGGGAAGGAGUGGGAGGCUCUCAAACGCUACAACAUGAACGCACUCUAUGGCAUGACGGCCGACGAGAAGGCUGCCUCGGGAGGGCCGACUGGGGAUACGACGACAGAGCCUCCGCAGACAUCGUCGUAAAGGCCGACCGCCAUUUUGGCGGAGCCGUCGUCAUACGUACCAGGCGGCUGCAAAGAGCAGUUCUUGGCCAAAUUCACUUUGCAUCAGAAUAAGCAGGCGGGAACCGGACCAGUCAUGGCCAAGCGCGGCAGUAAGAUACGAAACAGCAAAGUCUCCGAUGAUGUGACGUAUGCAUAUGUCGGCGCCACAGUGGCACAAGCAAGACCAGGGAGAGUUGCUGCUCGUCACGACAGCGAGCGCCCGAUGACGACUUUGGCGAAAACAAAACAGGGUCCGGCCUGGUACGGGAGGUGGAAGAGCGGCAGUGUGCGACACACUGGGAGUAGGAAUAGGGGGUUCAGGCAGUGGCGGUGAGAGCCUUGGAUCUUGCUCCGAUUUCGAAAACAGGCGCAGCUUGGCAGGGUGGAACGAUAGACACGGGGCGCAGCGAAGCGCUCUCGUGUCGUGGACGAUGUGUCGCGUCCAGGUACGUAUGUGAGGAUGGAUGGAGUAGGGCAAGCAAGGCAAGGCAAGGCAAGGCAAGGCAAGGCAAGGCAAGGCACGGCACGGCACGGUACGGCACGGCACGACGCAUACCGACUGCCGGGGCCGCGACGUCGCUGGUAGACCAUUGGAUGGGCAUGGGCUGAGAUGCUCUGCUGGCAGACUCGACUUUGGAGGAACGGGCAGCUGUGCGUAGGAUGCCUUGCGCUCAAUGAGCCACGCAAUGACUGGAGAGAAAGGAACCGCCGCUAUGCACAGUCAUUGCGCCUUCAGCGUCGUCGUCUCGGAUGGCCGACUACCUUGGACGCAGCUACAAUAUAGACA
This is a messenger RNA of Purpureocillium takamizusanense, 1985 nucleotides long. RefSeq lists its product as uncharacterized. The record is from RefSeq and is a predicted model, not a curated record. The transcript has 4 exons. Bases 219 to 1178 code for a protein of 319 amino acids. NCBI's taxonomy places the organism in Eukaryota, Fungi, Ascomycota, Sordariomycetes, Hypocreales, Ophiocordycipitaceae. Gene Ontology annotation, biological process: tRNA modification. Gene Ontology annotation, molecular function: RNA binding.